UAUCGAGCUACUAAUUCUUAAACAAUUUUAGUUUAGAAAUAUCUUAAUUAGUUAUAUAAAUUAAUAGUUCUUCAUAAAAAUGGACCGGCUAAUAAGAAUAAGUGCUAGACAAAGGUUUCAAACUCUUCUGCCUACUUACAAUCGAAACUCAAAUUUGUUAUCACAAAACUUUUUGUUUCAUCGUAAUAAUAAUUAUGCGCUUGAAAGUUGCAUGUGCUAUUCGAGUGGUCGACGGCCUGGAUUCUUCUCUUCCUUCAUUGAAAAUAUCAAACAAGAAUAUGAUAAGAAUAAGGAAAUGAAAGAGAAUCUUAAGAAAUUCCGUGAAGAAGCUGAGAAACUUGAACAAUCAGAAGCUUUAAAAAAUGCUCGACAAAAGUUUUAUUCAGUGGAAUCGGAGGCGUCGAAAGGCUCAGAAGUAUUAAAGGAAAAAUUUGGAUCAGUGAAAGAUAAAUUUGAAGAUGUGAUUGAAGAAGUUGGUAAAACAGAUCUCGCCAAGAAAGCAUCAAAAAUUGGUGAAGAUUUUUCAAAAUCAGCAAAAGGCGUCACAGAUACAAUCAGCGAAAAAACAGCCGAGCUAGGGAAGAGUCAAGCGUUCCAAAGCAUCUCACAAGCAACUGCAGUAGUUCGAGAAGAAAUUGAUAAUCAAAGUAUCAAUGCGAGAGUUUAUCGUGCUCCUAAAAAACUUCGGAAACGUGUUGAAUUCUCAGACCUUAAUGAUGAUCGUACAUUCGAAGCUAACACUGACGAUACCGGGAUUGAGCUUCAUAAAGAUUCCAAAUUCUAUCAAUCAUGGGAGAAUUUUAAGAACAACAAUCAAUAUGUCAAUAAAGUUCUCACUUGGAAAAUGCAAUACGACGAGUCAGAAAAUCCAGUGAUAAGAGCAUCACGUCUACUCACUGAUAAAGUCAGUGACAUAAUGGGUGGAAUGUUCUCUAAAACUGAACUUUCAGAAACACUCACAGAAAUUUGUAAAAUCGAUCCAAACUUUAACGAGAAAAGAUUUUUAAGGGAAUGUGAAAAUGACAUCAUCCCGAAUAUUCUCGAAGCAAAGGUGAGAGGAAACUUGGAUAUUCUUAAAGAUUGGUGUUUUGAAAGCACUUACAACAUCAUAGCAACGCCAAUACAAGCUGCGAAGAAGCUCGGAUAUUAUCUCGAUUCAAAAGUUCUCGAUAUUGAGAACGUAGACCUUGCCAUGGGAAAAGUUAUGGAACAAGGACCAGUACUAAUAAUAACAUUUCAAGCACAACAAAUUAUGUGUGUACGUGACAGUAAAGGAAACGUCGUUGAAGGGGAUCCCGAGAAAGUGAUGCGUGUUAGUUACGUGUGGGUGUUGUGUCGUGAUCCAACUGAUUUAAAUCCACGAUCUGCAUGGAGAUUAAUGGAACUUUCUGCAACAAGUCUUGAACAAUUCCUCUAAACACGAUCAGAGUGCGACAGAAACAAAUAAUUUACACAAAAUUGUGAUUACUUUUGUGUUGUUUGUGCAACGACAAAAUCACUCAAGAGAUGUCAAACCGGAACUGAAUUUCUUCAAAUAAUUGUUAUUAUUUAUUUAAGAGAAACAUUACGAAGUUCUUCAAGUUGCAAUUCAUGAUGAAAAUGUUGGAUGGAGAGAUAUUUAAUUAUAAUAAAUUCGAUAGAAAACUAUCAGUGAUUAGUUUAUGUUUGAUUGAGGAAAUUUUCAUGUUGAGAGGGGAGUGUGACUAAGUAGAACUUUUCAAUUAGAAGAACUUGAAUUAAUUUAAUUUAAUUAAACACUAAUGACGCACCUUUCAUUAAUAAUUCCAGCUCC
Molecule: messenger RNA, 1792 nt
Organism: Clunio marinus
Lineage: Eukaryota; Metazoa; Arthropoda; Insecta; Diptera; Chironomidae
Source: the annotation of a GenBank genome assembly